Schistosoma margrebowiei is the source of this 1683-nucleotide messenger RNA. The record is from the annotation of a GenBank genome assembly. Lineage: Eukaryota; Metazoa; Platyhelminthes; Trematoda; Strigeidida; Schistosomatidae.
AACAAGAUGGCGGGCGGUUUUGAGUGGACCUGACUUUUCACUCUGCCGCUAGUAUGUAAGUAAUAUCUGUUAUUGAUGUCGACUAGUUGUUUUGCAGUCGUAGGUGUUUCCUAUUAUACUUCAUUUUGUUUAACAUGAUGAAAUUUUCGGUUCAAACUCGCAUCAUUCGGACGUCGCAGAACUUCUGACGGACAUGCCUGUUUGCUUUUUUAGUUUUUUAAGUCUCACUACAUUUUCUAUUUGCAUUUUGUAACUAGCGCACUUUUCAUACUCACCCUUCAUGUUUUAGUUAUGAAUAUUUUUGAGUCAAACUUAAAUUGUGCUUUAUCGUUUAGAUCUUCAUCUCAUGUAUAGAUUCAGUUUUCCUCUACUUCUGCGAAAGUACGGUAGUGGGACCAAGGAGUCAGUUUCUUCUAAUAGAUUGAAGGUAUUAAGAUCGAAGCUAGCCCUAGGAACAUGCAGUAUGCUAUGUGGAUAUGUUGGGUUUUUAUUGCUUACGGAUAGUGAAGACACACCAGAAUACUAUCCUCGUCAUAUAACUGCUUCAUUUUUUCGACAGGUCCCACUGAACAGUCUGUCUAAAUUUUGGGGUCGGUUGGCUGAAUGUCAUAUCCCAGUGUUCUUAAGACCUAUAAUCUACCAUUCCUAUUCACAUCUGUUCCAUUGUGAUUUAAGCGAAGUUGAAAACCCUGACUUAAAAAGCUAUACGUGCCUAUCAGAUUUUUUUGUUCGAAAGAUUGCUACCGACAAACGACCUAUUAAUUAUUCAGCAUCAUUGGUUAGUCCCGUUGAUGGUGAAGUACUCCAUUGUGGUCCGAUUAAUUCAAAAAAUGCUGUUUUAGAGCAAAUUAAAGGAAUUCGCUAUUCAUUAGAUGAAUUUCUUGGUCCAGUGGGAAGCAUAGAAAGUUUAAAUGGAAAGAAAUCUGACUGUAGCCUUUAUCAAUGUGUUAUUUAUUUAGCUCCAGGAGAUUACCAUCGAUUUCAUAGUCCUGUUGAAUGGAGUCCUACAGUAAGACGGCAUUUUCCAGGCAGAUUAUUUUCAGUACGUCCGAAUAUUGCUGGACGUCUACCAGGUCUAUAUACUAUCAACGAACGUGUAGUUUAUUUAGGAGAAUGGGAUCAUGGAUUAAUGUCAUUCGCAGCAGUUGGCGCAUUUGGUGUUGGUAACAUACAUGUAAAUAUUGAUCCAACAUUAAUUACAAAUAAGAAAGAGGAUAAUGCAUUACGUUUUCGUUCUUCAAAUACAUCAAUAAUGAUAAAUCAAGAAUAUAAACCACCAUAUUUGGAAGCAAUAUUUAAUGGUGAAAUGAAAUUAAAGAAAGGUGAUGAAUUAGGCUGUUUUCGUCUAGGAUCUACAGUUGUUCUGGUUUUUGAAGCACCUACAAAUAAAUUAAAAUGGUGUGUAAAGCCUGGUCAACGAGUUAAACUUGGUGAACCAAUUAUAAUGGAUUGCUAGAUUUUUUUAAAAGUGGAUUUAACACCAUAAGUGUUAUCAUUCUUUGUACAUUGAUCUGUGACAUAUAAUGUUUAGGUAAAUGAAUAAUUUCAUUAUGAUAAUAUGUAAAUAAGAACAAUUUUAUCUUAAUUUUUAUGUUUUAGAAUGAUUGGAUAUUGAAUAAUCGUAAUUAAAUUGAUAUAUCCAUUAAAAAUGGAGUAUAAUACAUCAACUUAAAGUGUUGGUUA